Cantharellus anzutake is the source of this 1088-nucleotide messenger RNA. RefSeq lists its product as uncharacterized. The transcript is spliced from 4 exons. The record is from RefSeq and is a predicted model, not a curated record. The coding region runs from base 192 to 1088 and encodes 298 amino acids. NCBI's taxonomy places the organism in Eukaryota, Fungi, Basidiomycota, Agaricomycetes, Cantharellales, Hydnaceae.
AAGUUAAAGUGAAGGAUUUCGAGUACUGUAUUGAUCGAUUCCGACGAGAAGGGGGAACUGCCUCUUGCGGUUGUUUCCGAGUUUGUGAGUGGCAGUAGGAGGGCGUUUUCACCUCGUUGCUUGUUCACUUCGUGUUUCUACACUCCCCCCCUCAAUAUCUCUGUUCUCACUUAUCAGCAAGAAGCUUCAAGAUGUCCUUCGAGGAAGUUCUAAGCAAGAGGGAGGACCACCCCUUCAUUGUUCAGGACAAGCAGUACACGAUGCGCGCGGCCGCAUCUACGAGUUCCCCCUCCUGCGAUAUCGACUGCACUCCGAAAAUCCUUCGUAUGCUCAACUCCAUUGAACUGGAGCUACGGGCAGAAUGUCAAAAGGCCGCGUCCAAGUCCAAUGAGGCCCAUCUCUCCUCCCCGCAGCCGCUUACACAGGAUACACCCUCUAUCCCUCCUCCCAUCCACGGGGAUGCCUCAGUAGAGAAUAAAUCUCUUGUAUCUGAGAAAAGCGGCCGUGAUGCUGGCCCAGGGGCCCGAAGAUGGAUUUGCCCACCCCCUUGUGGAAAGUCUUUCACUCGUGAACACCAUCUGCCACGCCACAUGAAAUCUAGCAGUUGUGUUCACAAUCAACAGAAAAUAUCCGAAACUCUUCGAAAGCGGAAAGCGGAAGCUCCAAGGACGAAACCGCGCGCUGGCAACACUAGCGUGAAAGGUGGAAGUGCGAAAAAUAGUAAAUCCUCAUCCCCGCGCCCGUCAUCCUCUCGGGGUGUUCAGGAUGUGCCGUUGCGCACCCUAGAUGGGAAAUUUAUUUGCGUGGCCUGCAAGAUGUCGUUCUCCCGCAAUGACCAUCUCAAGCGGCAUCAGAGCUUGUCAUGUAAGGCUGGCAGGGGGGCCGCGACACCCCGGACUCGGUCUAUCCGCUGCGGCCCACUAUUAAAGGGGGCAAUAUCCCGUGCGCAUAAGUGGCUUGCAAGUAUUGAUGAGGAGGGGACUGGGGGCGAAGAUCGCGUAGAACGGCUUUCAUCAAGUGAUCUUGGGAUUCUUGGUUUGGGGGGAUGUAGUGAAGAUGAUGAGGCAUUUGACUGCCCUGGCUGGUGA